UAUGUAAUUCACUCUUUGGGAGCUAGAGUAGAUCGAGAGGAGAAAGAAAACAACGUCUCCAUCAUUUUGGCAUGCAGUGAUUUAAAGAAUUAAUUAUUUUAAAAUCAUUCCAGGCUUUACUCUUUAUAAUACAAGCGUUGUUAUUGCCAGAAGAGUAAAUGUAACACAGAAGAAGCCUAUAGCUACAUUUUUUCUGUUGAAAUUGGUAGAGAGGUAGCUGCUGUGAAGACCAAUUAUCAUUUAUUAGCAGAGGAGAUUGAAUUUGUAAAAGAUAUAUAAAGACAAUAAAAAGGUAAUCAUUGCUGUUUGCUGAAAUGAAUACAUCUGCUUCCGAGGCUGCUAUAAUCGGGUCGCUGAAAGCAAUCAAUCACUACUUAGACAAUGGGCAAGAUCCAAACUUCAAGUAUCCUUAUGAUUUGACGUUACUCCACAAAGCGGCAAUGAAUGGCAAUCUAGAGUGUGUGCAGUGUUUAGUUCAGCGAGGCAGUAAUGUAGAAUCAAGAGAUAUAACAGGUAGAACUGCUCUUCACCAUGCAGCUGGAAAUGGUCACCUGACAGUUGUGAAAUGGUUAAUUGACGUCGGACAGGCAGAUUUUAAGUGUAAAACAGUAAAAGGACGAACGGCUCAAAUCAUGGCUGGGAAACAUGGUCACAAAAAGGUUGUCACCUUUUUGAAUGAAACAGGUCCGAUACAAAAUUGAAGCUGACAGGAAGUAACUGGGUGUCGUCUGUUUUUACUUCCAAGUAGGCCUAAUGACUUCCACGAAGAUCCUCAUCAUCCUCUUCCAUAGUAAUCCAAGUUUCCAUGUAUAAACAGUAACUUAUUUGUAUUGUCCAUCCGUAUCAUCUCUAUCACAGGGAGUUUUCGCAAGCUUACGAUGACGAAUACGGUUACGUCAUCAAAUUUUUGACAAUCCUUCCCCUAGCAGAGUAGCAUAUCUAUAGCGUAGGCAAUUCAUGUCUUUUUUGUGAAUCAAGCAUCAUUAUCAGCUCGUACAAUAUUGUCAAGAAUGUUGUAGCACAAAUGACGAUGAUAAUUACGUAUUCGUUGUUUUCGUAAGGUUGCAAAAUCUUCCUAUUUCUGUAUAUUGUUAUAAUGGACCUGUGAUAAGCCCCGCCCUUGGAUACUGUUGCCAGGGUCCUAUUUGUAGGAUACUCGCGUAUUCCUGAGCAUGUUCUGAUUGGUCAGUUGUUCAAGUUUGAUUGACAUUCCGGAAAGGUCCAUAAAUUUGUAGCCUGCCAUAUCUGAAAAUGUCAGUGUGUUGAGUCUGCCCAUUCCUUUACUACUAAUACUAGAUGCAUUGGUACAGUAGGGGAAAGUGCAGUCUAUAAAUUUAAAACUGUGUGUUAAAUCCUAGGCAGCUCAACAAAAAUUAGUUUAUUAUGUACUUUCAAUGUUAUAUAGUGCAGUAUUAUAAAUUGAUAUUUCGUUAUAUUGCUUAUUACAUUUAUAUGUGUAAAAUGUCUUAACACGAUAACGUGGUAAUGUGGCAUAAGCUGUGUCCACAAAUCAUUUAAUGUGAAUUGUGGCCAUAUAUGGGUGUGAUAUGACACCAUCAUGUCUAUAUAUAGGAAAAUAACAUAUA
Messenger RNA from Anneissia japonica, 1586 nucleotides. RefSeq names its product ankyrin repeat domain-containing protein 65-like. Gene Ontology annotation, molecular function: protein binding. The transcript is spliced from 5 exons. The coding region runs from base 315 to 701 and encodes 128 amino acids. Lineage: Eukaryota; Metazoa; Echinodermata; Crinoidea; Comatulida; Comatulidae. The record is from RefSeq and is a predicted model, not a curated record.